AUGGCUCAUAGUGAUGCCACCGACGACAGCGAGACGGUGAUGAUCAAUCCCAACUUGGUUGACUGGGAUGGACCAGAUGAUCCAGAAAAUCCGAUGAACUGGUCAAAAGGCAAAAAGGCUCUAUUCAUCGCAACGCUUGGCUACAUCUCAACUCUCAGCCCUCUUGCAUCAUCGAUCGCGGCACCGGGGAUUUCUUCCAUCAAAUCUGAUUUCAACGUCACGGAUACCUACGUCGGGGCCUUCAUGAUAUCAGGGUUUCUGAUCGGCUACUGCUGUGGUCCGCUAGCAAUUGCACCACUGUCAGAGAUGUACGGUCGCUACGUUCUGUACAACGUUGGAAGUCUCCUAUUUCUCAUUUUCAACGUCGCAUGCUCCGUGGCACCCAACUCGGGCAGCAUGAUUGCGUUUCGCAUCUUUGCCGGCAUAGGCGGAUCUGCCCCAUUGACACUCGGGGCUGCCUCGCUCGCAGACACAGUUCCGAGAGAGAAGAGAGGAGUUGCCAUGAUGGUCUGGACUCUUGGCCCGAUGGUGGGCCCGACCAUUGGGCCUAUCGCUGGAGGGUACCUAUCAGACACAAUAGGCUGGCGGUGGUCUUUUCGGGUGGUGUCGGUUGCGGCCGGGUUAGCUGCCUUAGGCACAGCAUUCUGCAUGCCUGAAUCAUACGCCCUGACUCUUCUCGAGCGAAAGACGCGACGACUCCGCCUACAAACCGGAAAUCCACACCUAGAAUCUGUUUUAACGACUCACCGCAAGCCAAAAGACCUAUUCAUGUUCUCCAUACUUCGACCGGCAAAGAUGAUGUUUCUAUCGCCCAUCGUCUUCUCCCUAUCAGUCUACAUGGCGAUCCUGUACGGUUACCUCUACCUGCUAUUUACCACUUUCCCUCAGGUCUUCAAGCAGCAGUACGGAUUCUCCCAAGGGUCAGCGGGCUUGGCGUAUAUUGGUAUUGGUGUAGGGUCCGUGGUUGGACUACUAUUUGCUGGUCUAGUGUCUGAUAAACUCGUACAGAAGUUGUCACUCAGAAAUGGCGGGCACUUUCAGCCAGAAUAUCGACUGCCGCCCAUGCUCAUUGGGGCUAUACUGGUUCCCAUAGGACUGUUCUGGUAUGGCUGGACUGCGGAUAAACAACUUCAAUGGAUGCUGCCUAUCAUAGGAACAGCUAUCCUGGGGUGCGGAAUUGUCAUAGUCCUGAUGUCAAUAUCGACAUAUCUAGUUGACGCAUUUACAAUAUAUGCAGCGUCAGCCAUGGCAGCCAGCACGGUCACCAGAUCAUUGUUGGGCGCGUUCUUGCCCCUGGCCGGUGACCGGUUGUACCAGAGCCUCGGACUCGGAUGGGGAAACUCACUCCUCGGCUUCAUUUCUUUCGCCAUGAUUCCAAUACCCUUAGUGUUCUACAAAUAUGGCCAAGCCAUUCGGCAAAUGAAAUUCUCUAACAUCAACUUCUAG
This is a messenger RNA of Colletotrichum phormii, 1446 nucleotides long. RefSeq names its product fluconazole resistance protein. NCBI's taxonomy places the organism in Eukaryota, Fungi, Ascomycota, Sordariomycetes, Glomerellales, Glomerellaceae. Gene Ontology annotation, cellular component: plasma membrane. Bases 1 to 1446 code for a protein of 481 amino acids. The record is from RefSeq and is a predicted model, not a curated record. Gene Ontology annotation, molecular function: transmembrane transporter activity. Gene Ontology annotation, biological process: transmembrane transport. The transcript has 4 exons.